GCCUAAGAAUCGAACAAAUUCGAAAUAGAAAAAAGAAGAGGCCGAAGCAGAAGCAAAAACAGAAGCGAUCGAUCGCGUAGUGGGAGGGGGGAGAUGGAGUCGGUGAAGAAUCUUCUGAAGCCGAAGCCGAAUCCGACGCAGCAGCUUCGCGAUUGGCAGCGUCGACUCCGCCAGGAGUGCCGCAACGUCGAUCGCCAGAUUCGCGAUGUGCAGAGGGAGGAGCGGAACGUGCAAAAGGCGAUCAAGGACGCGGCGAAGCGCAACGACAUGGGCUCCGCUAAGUCUCUUGCUAAGGAAAUUGUGAGAUCAAGGCGGGCAGUGAAUCGUCUUUAUGAAAAUAAGGCUCAAUUAAAUUCAAUUUCAAUGCAUCUCGGUGAACUUGUUGCGACUGCUAGGACUGUGGGUCAUCUAAAUAAGAGUGCUGAGGUUAUGAAGCUUGUAAAUAAUCUUAUGAAAGCUCCAGAAGUGGCCGUUACGAUGCAAGAGUUUAGCAAAGAAAUGACAAAGGCUGGGGUGAUUGAGGAAAUGGUGAAUGACGCUGUUGAUUCGGCUUUGGACUCAGAAGACAUUGAGGAAGAAAUUGAAGAGGAAGUUGACAAAGUGCUCUCGGCGAUAGCGGGCGAGACGGCCUCACAGCUCCCAGAUGCCGUUAGGAAAGAGAGGAUAAAGCAACCUUCAACCAGUGAGGCUGUCGAGGAGGAAGUAGCUGUCGCCGAGGGUGCUGAUGAUGAGGGAGAACUAGAAGAGAUGAGAGCACGCCUUGCGAGAGUGAGGUCGUAGAAGAGCUCAGGUUUGAGUUUUCUGCUCGCAAGGGUGAGGUCGUAGAAGAGCUCAUGGUUGAGUUUUCUAUCUGGGGGUUUGUUUGUGAUGAUAUGCAUGCACGAAUCACUAACAAAGGAAAUAGCACAUACACUUGCGUGUACUAAAUUAUUGAUAUAGUGGAGAUAAUCUUGUGUAUUCAUAUUUGGCGGAUUUAAUUGUGCUUCUUUGUUGUAUAUAGGAGAUCAUUUAUGUUUCGCAAGUAAUGUUAUUAGUUGAUCAUGAAAAUGUGGUUGCACAAGUGUCCAA
Ananas comosus (pineapple) is the source of this 1068-nucleotide messenger RNA. Its product is annotated as vacuolar protein sorting-associated protein 24 homolog 1. Gene Ontology annotation, biological process: protein transport; late endosome to vacuole transport; endosome transport via multivesicular body sorting pathway. The record is from RefSeq and is a predicted model, not a curated record. Bases 94 to 780 code for a protein of 228 amino acids. Gene Ontology annotation, cellular component: multivesicular body; ESCRT III complex. Lineage: Eukaryota; Viridiplantae; Streptophyta; Magnoliopsida; Poales; Bromeliaceae. The transcript has 6 exons.